AGAGAACCCAGGCCCCCACCCACUCUUGUUGGUUGUAGCUGCUCCCUCCCCCAGAAGGCUGUUGGGCUGAUGACGGCUGCAUGUAGUCUCAUAAACCAAGACAUCCUCUCUACCUUAUUUCACGACCCCAAAAGGAUUGUGUACUGUAUUCAUAUCCUCCCCCUUACAUCCAACAAACCUAAGCUAGCAAGUCCCACGUACCACCCUUCCUUCUUCCUUUGCAUGUCUCUCUACAUAUAUGGUUUUUUUUUUCGUUCUAUUUUUUUUUGAUAACGUAAACCCACUUUACCAAACUUUUUCUAGUUGCUAAAGAAUCACAGUACAGUACAGUACAGCAGAACAUGCCUUCUGCAGCUGCUCAACACAGUACCAACGAAUCUUCUCCUGUCUGUCUUUGAUCAGUGAUACCUACAAAAUAUAUUGACGACGUUGGUUGGGGCCACUCUGGCUGAUUGAGUUUUGGAAGACUGUCGAAACCAAUCCAUCCUGGGAGUCCCUCUUCUUGUUUUUCCCAUAUUCACGCUGCUACUCGUCUACUUUGGUCCUUGAUCUGUUUGCAUUUUUUAUGAUUCAUUAGGACUUGUGUGUGUGAAAAUGGAGGUCUAAGAGAACAUUCCAGGCCAUUAUGGGAGAUGGGGCCUUCACAGCUAAUGACUCGGGAACACUUUCUGACAAUGUCCUGGACUUCGAUCUCAUGGAUGAACUCUUGUUUGAUGGUUUCUGGUUAGAAUCUACACGGGAGUCCAACUUUUGGGAGCCUGAUCAGGCAAGCAUUUCAGAAGAAGCAAAAACGACUGAUUUUGUUGACCAUAAGGCUCUCGAUCGUACCCAAAUGGAUGAAUUUGGGACAAGACACCGGGAGAACCUUGACGCUGCUCUUCAUUCUGCAUCUUCAGGACAACCUGAAGGCUUUUUGGUAGAAGGGAGCGACAUGAACAGAAGAUUAUGGGUUGGACCAACUGGAGAUCCAACUCCAAAUACCUCGGUGAGAAAGAGACUAGUGCAGGCUAUUGAAUACCUGAGGAAAUCCACUUCUGAUAAGGAUGCUCUGAUUCAACUUUGGGUGCCUGUAAAAAGAGGAGGCGGACGUGUUCUUUCAACUAAAAAUCAACCAUUCUCCCUCGAUCCAAAUUGCAGAAGUCUUGCAGAAUACAGACACAUCUCCAGAAACUAUCAAUUUGCCGCUGAGGAGGACUCCAAGGAGCUUGUUGGAUUGCCUGGCCGUGUCUUCUUGAAGAAGUUGCCCGAGUGGACUCCUGAUGUUCGUUUUUUCAUGGGAGAAGAGUAUCCACGUGUUAAUCAUGCCCAGCAGUACAAUGUUAGAGGGUGUCUUGCUCUUCCUGUUUUUCAAAGAGGAAGUGGAACUUGCUUAGGUGUUGUUGAAAUUGUCUCAACAGCUCAGAAAGUUAAUUAUCGCCCUGAACUUGAAAACGUUUGCAAAGCUCUUGAGGCUGUCGAUUUAAGCAGCUCAAUUAUCUCAACUUCUCCCAACAUGAAGGAUUGUGACGAGUCCUACCAACUAGCUUUAGUAGAUAUCCGAUCUGUGUUGAAAUAUGUCUGUGACAUGAAUAAAUUGCCGCUGGCUCAGACUUGGGCCUCUUGUAGCCGGCAAGGCAAAGGCGGGUGCAGGCACUCCGAAGAGAACUAUGUGCGUUGUGUUUCUACCGUUGACUCUGCUUGCUAUGUGCGUGAUCCACAAGUUAUGGACUUCCAUGCGGCUUGCUCCGAGCACCACUUGCUUAAAGCCGAAGGUUUGCCAGGGGGAGCAUUCAUGACAGAUCAACCAUGUUUUGCUACUGAUAUCACAGCCUUCAGCAAGACAGAUUACCCUCUUUCUCACCAUGCCAAAAUAUUUGGAAUGCGUGCUGCUGUAGCGAUACGCGUUCAGAGUAUUUACACUAAAUCUGCUGACUUUGUUUUGGAGUUCUUUCUACCGCUUGAUUGCACAGAUGCUGAGGACCAGAAGCAGAUGUUGAACUCAAUAUUUUCUGCAUUACAACAGAUUUGCCACUGUUUGCAUGUCAUCGCAGACCAAAAGGUAAGAGAAGAAACAACCAUUCCUGAUGAUGAAAAGCCAAGCUCUUCUGUCAGUAAAUCAGUAAAAGAGAAGACUUUAGGUUUUGUAUCACCCGCUAAGGAAUUAUCUCUAAGCACUUCCUCCUGGGUUGCACCCGCACUAGACAACUCAGGGACGGCCAAAGAUGUAGCUUUCUCUCUGGAUAAUCACCAGGAGGAUCCAGAAGAAGAGUGCAAGUUGACAACCCAGUGGGACAACAAUAAGGCGGAGCUACAUCAUACGCCUACAUCCCCCAAGCUCAUCCAAAUUCAGCAACGUUCUGGAUCGAAAGGAAAUGUUGUGGGUAGUGAAGAUGUUUCUGCAGUUGGGGUUCAUAACUCAAUGGGUGACAGAAGCACAGGUCAAAGAAGAAGGACGAAGACUGAGAAGAGUAUCAGCUUGCAAGAUCUAAGACAGUACUUUUCUGGUAGCCUGAAAGAUGCUGCGAAGAGUAUUGGAGUAUGUCCCACAACAUUAAAAAGAAUAUGCAGGCAACACGGAAUCACUAGGUGGCCUUCUCGAAAGAUAAAGAAGGUUGGCCACUCGUUAAGAAAGCUCCAACUUGUGAUCGAUUCAGUCCAGUGUGCCGAUGGCGCUAUUCGACUGAGUUCUUUCUAUACCAACUUCCCUGAACUGAAUUCUGCAAAUUUACCAACUCCAAGUAACUUGUCCAUGCCACAAGGGAGCGAUCAUUUGCAGGAACUGACCACUCAACCUGAGGGUUGCAUCUUAAGCCCUGAAACUACUGCUUCAAAAUCACCUUCUUCUUCUGGUAGUCAUAGCUCCAGUUCAAGUUUUUGUUAUUCCACUGGGCCAAUGCAGUCUCUUCCUGUCCACGUGCCCAGUGCUCAAGAUGCUUCAUCUGCAGAAGAGUGCAGAGCAGCACUGAAGAAAACAUGCAGUGAUGCAGAGUUGCAUGAUUUGGUUAAAAGAGAAGAAACCAAGCUUCUAGGGAGAUCUCAAAGCCAAAAGAUUUUCAUUGAUGAUGCUUCUCCUGAUACUCUGCCUUCCUUGCCACAGACUAGCAGCCAGAUAUUACAGAGUGGAAGCUUGUUUAGGGUAAAAGUAAAUUUCGGGGAAGAAAAGGUUCGGUUUAGUCUACAGCCUCGUUGGGGUUUUGCAGAUUUAUUGAAAGAAGUACGGAGGCGCUUUAGCAUAGACGAUCUCAUUGAGAUUGAUCUUAAAUAUUUGGAUGAUGACAAUGAAUGGGUGCUUUUGACAUGUGAUGCUGAUCUUGAAGAAUGUAUAGACAUACACAAAUCCUCUAAAAGCACCGUGAUCAGACUGUCCAUCCACCAGGGCCGUCAUUUUAAUGUUGGAAGCACAUCUGGUAGCCAUGGCUCAUGAUAAAAAUGGAAGCAGUCCAGAGUUCAAUUGCUUGACACAGGUUGAACACCACACCGCUGGUGUUUGCUGAUAGCAGAACAGUGAAGUUGCGACCUGUGGUUGCAGACUGAACUCUUGAUGAAGGAUACAUGAGAGGUUGAAAUGCGUUUCAUUGAAAAGAUAUUCUUGCUGAAAUCUCAAAGCGACCAAUUUUAACGCUUUGCCAAUGUGAGAUCAGCAUAUUUGUGUCGUUAAUCCUUGGCAUUCAACUGAUAUGAGAUGCUGCUACCCUUGUCCCAUCCCCUUGUUACUGCAGCUCCACUAGCAA
Molecule: messenger RNA, 3710 nt
Organism: Coffea arabica (coffee)
Lineage: Eukaryota; Viridiplantae; Streptophyta; Magnoliopsida; Gentianales; Rubiaceae
Product: protein NLP2-like
Molecular function (GO): DNA-binding transcription factor activity; protein binding
Source: RefSeq, a predicted model, not a curated record